AUGCUCACUUUUAGCUUUUAUAUUAAAAGUUAAAGUAACUUGAUAUCUCCAACAUAAACUGCUGUUCAAGAUAAUUAAAAUAGUUAACCAUAAAAUGAUAUUAAUGAAACAAUUAUGAAAGAAUUUUAAAAGUUUAAGAAAACUUUUAGAAAAAGAUACGCUGAUUCUGAGGGAGAUUAUAGAUUCUAAAUAUUUGCAGAAAAUUAUAACUAUAUUCAUAAUUAUAACCAAAUUAAUGAAAACUCCCAAGAUAAUAUAUAGCUUGAAGUUAAUGAGUUUGCUGAUUUGAGUUUGUAAGAAUUUAGAGAGCUCUAUUUUGGGUAUAACUCUUCUAAGAAACACAACAAUCAGCAAAACGGUUCUACUAAAAAUUUAAGAUAAAGUUUUCUACUAAGUGACUCUGUUCCAGAAUCUGUAGAUUGGAGAGAAAAGCUUGUUGCCCCUGUUUAAAAAUAAGGUGGAUGUGGAAGUUGUUGGGCAUUUUCAACAGUUAUAGCUUUGGAAGGUGCUUAUGCUAAGCAAACAGGUAAUGUUAUAAAAUUUAGUGAACAAAAUUUAAUCGACUGCUGUAGAAUUGAAAACAAUGGAUGUAACGGAGGUGAUCCAGAACCUGCCUUAGAUUGUGUAAUGAAUGUCUUAAAAGGAAUUAUGAAAAAUUAAGAUUAUCCCUAUUAAGCUAUUACUAGAAAGGAAUGUGAUCACGAUUAAUCAAAAAAUGUCUUCAGUCCAGAUGGAUACGAAAAUAUACCUAUAAACAACGAAUUAGCAAUCAAAGAAGCUGUUUCAAGAUAACCGAUAUCUGCUUGUAUUUCAGGUUCCUCAUAAAAUUUCAAAUUCUACAAAGGCGGUAUAGCUGAUGAAAAAUUACUUGAAUGUGAUCCUUAAUAUACAGAUCAUUGCCUAGGAAUAGUUGGAUAUGGUUCUGAAAACGGGAAGCAGUAUUGGAUACUUAAAAAUUCAUGGGGAGAAAACUGGGGAGAAAAGGGAUAUAUCAGAUUAUUAAGAUCUGAUAGCUCAAAUACUCAAGGAACAUGUGGUAUAGCUACUGAGCCAAGAAUAGUAAAUUAGCAAACAAAAAAAUAGCUUGCACAAAUAUGA
Messenger RNA from Tetrahymena thermophila SB210, 1098 nucleotides. Its product is annotated as papain family cysteine protease. Gene Ontology annotation, molecular function: cysteine-type endopeptidase activity. Gene Ontology annotation, cellular component: lysosome. The record is from RefSeq and is a predicted model, not a curated record. Lineage: Eukaryota; Ciliophora; Oligohymenophorea; Hymenostomatida; Tetrahymenidae. The transcript has 4 exons.